CUUAAACAGAUAUAACAAGAUCAACAAGAUGAAAAACAGCAAUUUAACCUGCCAUUAAAGCUUAAAAACCAAAGUGUAAAAUGUGCCAGACAAAGUGCAGCGGUCACUGAGAUUCAUGCCCGAAGUCAACAGAGUAGUGGGACAGACGAUGGGAUGAAGGAGAACUUAGGGCGGAUGGUUUUACACUGAAAGGCUCUGUAACGUCUGCCUGAUGGUAACCGGUCAAAUUCGGAAAAUACAGAAAAUAUUAUGCCAUAAUGAUUUGCAGUGGAUGAACCCUGUAAUGACCAAGCAACAAGAGAAAUUGCUGAAGUAUGAGGACACGUCACACGUGAUGGCAGAAAAACGCGAAUAAAAUGUGUAAAGCGUGUAAAAUCCACCGUGUCCAACAGCCGCCGGGCGGUGGGCGGUGAUAGUGAAGUUCUCCUCCCGAUAAAUGGUUCCAGUCGCAGACCCUGAUCUCACAGCUUGUGUGUGUUCACCUGAGCGAGAGAUGGAGAAGAGCCUGGAGAAAAUGCAGAGGAAGCCGGUGCGCCUCAUCGCGGCUGUUUGCAAUGACAUGGGGAUGGGGAAAGACGGACACAUGCCCUGGAAUUUACCGUCUGAAUUCCAGUACUUCCUCAACACUGUCACCAGGGUGUCGAGACCAGGAAAGAUGAACAUGAUGGUCUGGGGUAAACUUUGCUGGUUCUCCCACCCAGAAACAACAUUCCCAUUGGCCAAUAUUCUACACGUGGUGUUGAACACCAAACUGAAUGAAGUUCCAGAUCACGCCCACUUCCUGUCCGAUGACUUUGAGAGCGCUGUCCGCUUGUCUGCAGAGCCCCCCCUCGCUGACCUGAUAGAGACCAUCUGGGUUGUUGGUGGUGUGGAGGUCUACAAGGAUGCGCUGAGCCACCCGUGGUGUGAUCUGGUUUAUCUGACCGAUGUCAUGGCUGACUUUGAGUGUGAUGUUUUCUUCCCCGAGUUUGACAGAGGAGUGUUCAAACUACAAGAAAGAUUCCCUCAGGUACCGAGUGGCAUUCAGGAGGAGGACGGCGUUAAGUACCAAUUCCAAGUAUUCAAGAAAUCGAUCUGUGAUGCCAUUUAGAUCAGAGACUGCAGAAAUUGAGAUAAUCAAAAAACGAAAUCACUGGAUUGUUCUGUUCUUCCUUAAAACCACUGUGCACAGCUCCUGGAGAAAACGCAGAGGCGUUGCUAAAACCCAAAGUGUGUCGCACUUGCGCAAAUUCAAGGAAAAAUGUGUUGUAUAUAACUUCUGUUUUUUGUCAAUGAGCAGUACAGCUGGGAAAAAUUGGACCAAACAGUAUUUUUAAUCCAUGAAGAACACUGAGAGUAGAUAGUGUGGCCGCAGAGCAAUUUGUCCAUCCAAGUAUUUGUGUUUCGGCUUAAUUUUAGUUUUGCCUGAUGCUGGGAAAAUAAUCUUCUCCUCCUUGGUGAUAUUGAAGGUCAAUAUCCAACUGGUUUGCUUUGAUGCUAUGAUGAUAUAUCUUUCCAUAUAUAUGAUGUAGAGAUAUCAAUAGAUUGUGUUAUUUGUUGUGGUUCGAAAAGCAGCGAUAUAGUUAUUGCCAAUUGUUUUCACUGUAUAGAUUCGCUAGGGUUUUGGAAUGAAGUGAGCCAAUUAAUAGACCAAAUAAGUG
Messenger RNA from Platichthys flesus (European flounder), 1640 nucleotides. Its product is annotated as dihydrofolate reductase-like. The transcript has 6 exons. Lineage: Eukaryota; Metazoa; Chordata; Actinopteri; Pleuronectiformes; Pleuronectidae. Gene Ontology annotation, biological process: tetrahydrofolate biosynthetic process; dihydrofolate metabolic process; glycine biosynthetic process. Bases 437 to 1090 code for a protein of 217 amino acids. Gene Ontology annotation, cellular component: mitochondrion. The record is from RefSeq and is a predicted model, not a curated record. Gene Ontology annotation, molecular function: NADP binding; dihydrofolate reductase activity.